AUGCGGGACACGUCGAAGGCUAUUCCCGGCCUCGACUCGGCUACGGAGAAAGACAGCAACGGCAGUUUCGAAAGAGUACCCGCCGAUCUACAGAAUCCCGACACAGUGCGUGAUGCUGUAACUCGCACCCAAGCAACCCGUGCAUUCAUCUACAUCGCCCCCCGCUCGUCCGACAAUAUGAAGUCGACCAUCCAGGCCCUCAAGUCGGCCGGCAUCGAGCUGGUGGUACUGCUCAGCAGCUUCACCAUCCGCGGCGAACCGGAGGACGUGGAACCCAGCGAGGUGAUCCCCUACCUACACGCGCAAGUGGAGAUCAGUCUGAAAGCAGUCUUUGGCCCGGGCGGCUACGUCGCGGCUCGACCAGGCUCUUUCGCCAGCAACACCAUCCAGUACAAGGCAGGAUUGGAGAGUGGGCUGGUCAAGAUUUUCGCACCGGAUGCGACGGUUGAUGCUAUUGCUCCAGAGGACAUUGGCAGAGCCUGUGGCACCGUUCUUGUGAAAGGGCCGCGGGACGGAAACACGAAGACGGCCAUGUAUCUGUACGGGCCGCAGUUGAUUUCCCAGGCCGACUGUGUCAAGACACUCGCCAAAGUAUUGGGCAAGAGUCCUGCCGUUGAAACGAUGGGAAGAGACGAAGCAUACAAGAAAUUCACGGAGGAGCGUCGUUGGCCGGCUCCUCUCGCCGACUACAUGAUCAAGCACUGGGGCGCUGUAGACCCUGCUCGCAGUCUGGUUUGUGGCUAUCCAGUCGGCGCUGAGCAGCUGUCGAGUAUUGAGAAAUACACUGGGAAGAAGGCAAUGACGUUUGAGGAAUGGGCAGAACAGAACAAGCAGAGGUUUCUCUCUUGA
Capronia epimyces CBS 606.96 is the source of this 849-nucleotide messenger RNA. RefSeq lists its product as uncharacterized. The transcript has a single exon. NCBI's taxonomy places the organism in Eukaryota, Fungi, Ascomycota, Eurotiomycetes, Chaetothyriales, Herpotrichiellaceae. Bases 1 to 849 code for a protein of 282 amino acids. The record is from RefSeq and is a predicted model, not a curated record.